GGUGGCGGAGGCGGAGGGAGGAGAAAUGGGCGGGAGGCCGGGCGAAAGCUGGUGGCCCGGCGGCCAAGGGGUUGUCAUGGAGCCGCGGGGCCGGGCUCGCGCAUGCGCCACCUGACCUGCCGGGCUGGUUGUGAAGCCCGCGCGACCCCGGCCCUAGGGCAACCAGAUGAAAAGACUACCAGUGCACGCGCUUCCAGCCCAGUAAAACAUGGAGAGGAAAAUCCCAUCCAGAGAGAGCCCCAGAAGACUCUCAGCCAAGUUAGCCAGAGGCACCGAGAUGAAAAAAGUGGCUCGGCAGGUUGGCACAGUGUCUGCCGAGUCAGAUAAGGACUCGGGAUUUUCAGAUGGGAGCUCAGAAUGUCUGAGCUCCGCAGAGCAGAUGGAGUCGGAGGACGUGCUGAGUGCCCUGGGCUGGAGCAGAGAAGGCAGGACGAGGCAGAGCUCCAAAGCUGCAAAUGGCGCCUUCCCUACGCUGUCGCCCAUGGUCGUCAUGAAGAAUGUGCUGGUCAAGCAGGGCAGCAGCUCUUCCCAGCUCCAGUCUUGGACUGUCCAGCCUUCCUUCGAAGUGAUCUCGGCCCAGCCACAAGUCUUCGUCCUCCAUCCACCUGUGCCAUCGCCUGUCAGCCCACGUCACACAAACGAGAGAAAGUCAGACUCCAGAAACUACUUACCCAUUCUGAAUUCUUAUACCAAAAUAGCCCCCCACCCAGGCAAAAGGAGCCUUUCCCUCAACCCAGAAGAAAGAGGUGUGAGUGGAAUGCCGAAGAAAAUCUGUACUGAGAGACUCGGGUCCAGCUUGCCUUCCAGGGAGCCGGGCAAAGCUGGCACUGUACUGUCCAAUCCCUCAACUCCAGCACCCCCCAGCGCCAAACUGGCCGAGGAGUCAGCCCCGCAGGGUGUGCCCUCGCUGGCGGCAGGUGGCAGUCCACAGACUCUUCAGCCAGUGUCCAGCAGUCAUGUGGCUAAAGCUCCCAGUCUGACCUUUGCAUCCCCUGCCAGCCCUGUCUGUGCUGCAGACAGUACUCCGCACGGCUUAGAGAGCAGCUCUCCCCUCUCCCCUCUGUCAGCAAACUACGGCUCACCCUUGUGGGCUGCCGAGCACCUCUGCCGCAGCCCAGACGUCUUCCCGGAGCAGCAGCAGAACAAACACAGGCGCUUUCACAACACCCUCGUGGUCCUGCACAAGUCUGGCCUGCUGGAGAUCACUUUGAAAACGAAGGAAUUGAUCCGUCAGAACCAGGCAACUCAGGUGGAGCUAGACCAGCUGAAGGAACAAACACAGCUUUUUCUAGAGGCCACCAAGAGCAGGGCUCCUCAGGCCUGGGCUAAACUGCAGGCUUCCCUAACAUCUGGAUCCAGUCAUCUAGGCAGUGACCUAGACGCAUUCUCCGAUCACCCCGACAUAUAGCACAGGGGCUUGCGUUCCUGUUAUCUGAGUGGUUCUUUUCAUUCUUGUUGUUACCCACACUCAUUUCCCAAAGCGUAUGUUAGACCCUUUCCUUCUAAACUCAUGAAACCACAUACCAGUCCCUGGCUGAUGUCUUAACCUACUGUAGUCCCUGCAUGGGUCAUGUACGUCUUUGUUCCACUGAGGAUGUCUGCUUCUGAGUGUCCUCAAGUCUUUUCCUUAGCUGGCAGGCACUUAGCCACGUCAUGGGGCACAGGAGGAGAGAUGACUGCGUGGGGCAUUUCUGGCUGGGACCUCUCACCAUCCCACUCACAAACUGGGUUCAAGGGUGCCGUAAAAUGGAUGAGCAUUCAGGGCAGUGACGCAAGGUCCUUUCAGGAACCCUCCCUUGUGUUGUCUCAGUCACAGACAAAAACAAGAGGAGGUAUGUUUGCAUUCCACAAGACAUUGCACCACUUGGGCGAAACCUAAAUUGCUCUGGGCACUGGUACCAGUACUUAAUCAUGUUUAACUUGGUUUUCUCCAACUUGAAGGUAGAGGGCAGGAAGAGUAGUACCAUCAGCCUCCUGCUCUUGAGUCACAUACCAGAUUUCACUUUAGGGCGUAGGCAGAAGACUUCAGACUUAGGGUAUGAGAUGGAUCCAGUAUCAUCUGGAAAUGUAGUUGAUGAAUUGAUCUUUGACGGACAGACUGAAGAAAAUAGCCGUGGCCAGCAUUUUCCUGUCAGCAGCUAGACAAUUGUGGCAACUCAUGCUUUCUUGAACUAGUACAGCCUGUUUUAUGUCUGAAAAGCUCAGGGAUAGCAUCGUGGCUCCUGAGGCUCUGGUGUACGUUACCUCUCUGCUGCCACCUUUUUGGUUUGCCCCCUUCUAAAAGUAGAAGUAAGAAGUGGUUAUGCUUGUAAACUUUGAAUUGUACAAAAUCACCCUCAGGUUAUGAUUAGAUCAUGGAAAUUAGAAAGCAUUCUUCUUACCCAUUUCCCAUUUCCUUUUUGUAUCUUGUUUUUGUCUCAUGUCAUGGUAAUGGGGGAAAGUUGUGGAGUCGUCUUAUGUCUCCUUCAUGUGUUGGUGUUACAUUGGUUUCAUGCCCAAGGGCCUGUUGGUUCUCUGAUGCUUGUCUCAAGAUGGAGAAUGAGAAUUUCCAGAUGAUACGCACUCUUUUUCCACUUUUCUCUUGUUAGCCAUGAGAUGCCUAAACAGUAAAUUAUACCUUCUUUUAAAAUUUUUAUCCCCUGGAAAACUUUGUUCAUGACAAAUUCCCUCAAUAAGUUUUCAUGGCUGUUCCGCAAACAAAAUGCUCUUGAGGUGUUGUGAAGUCAGAAGUUAAUGAUCCUAUUUACUAGGUAGCUGCAACUCUAGAACAUCCUUUGGAAUGCUGAGACUUCAAAUUUCCUAUACUGUGUUCACAAACACGUGAUAUAGAUAGGAUGAGUUUAGGAAAUAAAUAACUUGGUACACCUCUAGACCCUUGCAACUAACAGAAUGAUCACCCUACCAUUUGCUUUCUGAAAGACUUUCCAAAAUCAGAGCAAAUGUGUCUCUAAGCCGACUUUUCUCUUGGCCCACUCUCUUGCCUCCUCUGAGUCUGCAUGAUACUGUAGCAGCUCUAGUCUGCCCCAUGCUAGGAAGCUUCCUGUUUGGUAGAAUGGCUUUGGCAGCAAAGCUAUAGAGACAGGUGCACUCACAACAGCCUGGGCACCAGUCAUGAGUCUUACUGAGUGUCAGAAAUCUGAAAGCACUUGCUGAGAACCAAAUGUAUGCCUUUGGAAAAAGCCUAUGUGAAGCUAUGAGCCUCUUAGCCUCUUUCUCCUAGGUUGGGCUUGGCAUUUCCCUUCCAGUCACUGAAAAAGAUGAAAGCCACUCUUGGUGCUCACUGCUGAGUGGCAGGGAGGGGUAGCAGUACCCCUACUCUUCUCUGGUCUUUACUUAGAGCUAGAAGUCUCUUGGCUGUUAGCAUGAACAUGUUCUUUCCUUAGUGGAGCUAGGCACAAAACGAGCCCCGGUAGAGAAGCUAGGUCUUGGGAGAAGAGAUCCAUUGAGUCCAGAGGGCAGAUCUGCAAAUGGAGGAAUGUCGGGAGCCACCAGAAAGGUCUCCGUUGGUUGCACAACGCUGUAAGUAGUAACGGCCCUAGCAGGGCCUGAUGAUAUUUGGCAUGAAGUACUGUGCUAUCGCUAUACCGUUUGGUGAAAGUGAGACACCAGUGUUAGCUCAGAGCAACCCUGAAGAGAAUCUUUGGCAGAUUUUAUUGGCAUUACUGAAACGUGUAAAAAGUUUGUGAUUGGUUAUGGAAAUGGAGCUUGAUGCUAUUUGUAAUUUAUUAUGCUCAUUGCUUUUUAUUGAUUAUGGUAUCAUCUGACUUUUCUUCUCCACUAUGAUUCCUUUAACAAACAAAUAACUCAUGCAUAUAUUGAAGUGCUUUUCCAGCUCUGAGUUAUUUAAGGGUAUAAGUUUAUUUAACAAAUGUGAAUUCUAUUGAGAAAGUAUGAAGUUAUAUAGAAAUUGACUGUGAAAUGUCAGAGAAAAAUAAAAGUCACUUACUUGAAAACCA
Molecule: messenger RNA, 3956 nt
Organism: Perognathus longimembris pacificus (Pacific pocket mouse)
Lineage: Eukaryota; Metazoa; Chordata; Mammalia; Rodentia; Heteromyidae
Gene: Cipc
Product: CLOCK interacting pacemaker
Exons: 4
Coding region: 209-1408 (399 amino acids)
Biological process (GO): negative regulation of DNA-templated transcription; negative regulation of circadian rhythm
Cellular component (GO): nucleus
Source: RefSeq, a predicted model, not a curated record